AAUUUAAUUAGAAAUGAAUCUAUUGUAGCUUUGAAACAUGUUGCUACAGGAAAAUAUUUAAGUUCAAUUGACAAUUUAUGUUAUACAACUGGAAGCAAGCGUCAACUGGUUUUUGCAGGCAGUCCAAAGCCUGAUACAAACGCUUUUUGGAAGAUUAAAUUUAAUAAAGAAUUAGCUGUAUAUAAUAAAACUUCUAUAAACUUACAACAUAUCAAAUUUGGCGAAGUUCUUGGAUUAUGUUAUAACUACUGCAGUACUUAUAUUUAUUACAAAUCUCCGAUAACUGAACAUACAGAGGUAUGUUGUGGCGGAAAUGAAAUUAGUUGGAAGUUUAAGCAUAGUAAAUUAGAACAUCACCAAGAAUAUUUAAAGUCAAAUGAUAUUAUUAAUCUUAGCAUUCAUAGACAUGAUAAUUCUCAAAAUUUAUUUUUACGUAGUCAUAAUGUUCAAUUUACUAUUGGAAAUGAUACUUUUCAAGAAGUCGUUUGUCAUAACGAAAGAUUAGGAGGAAAUGAUGAA
Molecule: messenger RNA, 519 nt
Organism: Rhizophagus irregularis DAOM 181602=DAOM 197198
Lineage: Eukaryota; Fungi; Glomeromycota; Glomeromycetes; Glomerales; Glomeraceae
Source: RefSeq, a predicted model, not a curated record